Aureobasidium subglaciale EXF-2481 is the source of this 231-nucleotide messenger RNA. RefSeq lists its product as uncharacterized. The transcript is spliced from 4 exons. Gene Ontology annotation, biological process: vacuolar acidification; proton transmembrane transport. Gene Ontology annotation, molecular function: proton-transporting ATPase activity, rotational mechanism. The record is from RefSeq and is a predicted model, not a curated record. NCBI's taxonomy places the organism in Eukaryota, Fungi, Ascomycota, Dothideomycetes, Dothideales, Saccotheciaceae. Gene Ontology annotation, cellular component: vacuolar proton-transporting V-type ATPase, V0 domain. Bases 1 to 231 code for a protein of 76 amino acids.
AUGGCUAACGGGUGGAGUCUUCUGAUCGGCCUCCUCUUCAUCUUGGCCUUCUGCGCCGUGUCCUGGUUCGCCAGCCCCAAGGGCGAGACGCAAACUGUCUGGCGCUCAACCCUCAUCCUAUCGGCCUGGAGCUGUUACCUCAUGUGGGCUAUUACGUUCCUCGCCCAAUGGCACCCUCUGAUCAGCCCUCAGCGAGGUGAUCUCAGACCCGAGUAUGUCCACAGGGACUAG